UGACUACCUGCAUUCUAUUAUUUGAAGAGUGUGGGACGGACAAUCACCUCCAUUUAAAAAAUAAUAAUAACAAUUAUAUACAACCGUUUCGAUGACUUCUGGGAGACCCGGAAGUUGAUUUGAUUCGGAACAAACCACAGCUUCUUUGUUUAUUUUGUUUUUUAAACACCAAAUUUUAGGGUUCGGUAAUUUUUUUUUUGUUUUGUUCUAGUCAGCUCAAUUAAAGUCAACUAUUAAUUCAUGCACACCAUGAUUAAAAACUAUUUAGGAGCCUUUGAUCAUUUAACUCUGAGCAUUUAAUCUUGAAAGUUUUGACUUCAACCCUUUGGCAGCAUUUGGAGGAAAACCGCUAAGUGGACAACAUCAAGUCAAACGGCCACUGUGGGCGCCGCCACCAGCCGCUAGAUGGCAGUGUUGUCACGGUUUCUGGCUGUGGAGCCUCUCCGGAUGGAGACCUGCAAGUCUGCCUUCCCUCCGUCGUCUGCACUGGAUGCACAGGCAGAAGCAGUGGAGCGCGCGAGCCGCCGUCUUGGCCCUGCUGGUGCUCGCCGCCAUGGCGGCCGAAGGAGGAAAAUCGGACAAACAAGGCAAGAAGGAGCGCAAGUCGGACUGCGGCGAGUGGCAGUGGAGCGUUUGCGUGGCCAACGAGGGCGACUGCGGCCUGGGCACCCGCGAGGGAACGCGCACCGGCACCGACUGCAAGCAGACCAUCAAGACGCAGCGCUGCAAGAUCCCCUGCAACUGGAAGAAGAAGUUCGGAGGGGAGUGCAAGUACGACUUCCAGGCGUGGGGGGAGUGCGACAUGACCACGGGCAAGAAGAACAGGACGGGCGUGCUGAAGAGGGCACUCAUGGACGCCACCUGUGCCCCCACGGUCACGGCCAGUAAGCCCUGCGGGAAGAUUCCCAAGGCCAAGCUGCAAGACGCCAAGAAGCAGAAGAAAGAAGGCAAGAAGCGAGAGCGCGCUCGAAUGGACGAGUGAAGACGACGAUGAAGACCCGGCGGACGGCGACCAGGAGCAGGGCGGAGUCGACGAUGCCCCCAUAGGUUGUAGCGGGAGAACGCCCGUGCAAAUGAGACUCGUAGUGUUUAUAAUUCGUCUUAUCUAGAAACAAAAACAUUAGAUUUAAUCACCAAAUCAGCACCAAUCCACUGGAUUAUUUUAUUCUCCUUUUGCUGCUUUUUAUUUGUUGUUACCUCAAUUUACCCGUUUAAAUUUUUUUUUAAUCCUAUUAAUCCUCAUUCGAGUUAACAUCCCCCCCCCCCAACCCCAAACCCCCUCCCUUCAUUUUCGCAGAAUGCAAAUAAAGGAAUAAAAUGUGAUUAUUUUUUU
Syngnathoides biaculeatus (alligator pipefish) is the source of this 1333-nucleotide messenger RNA. It is a transcript of the gene ptn, whose product is annotated as pleiotrophin. Bases 491 to 982 code for a protein of 163 amino acids. Gene Ontology annotation, molecular function: growth factor activity. Lineage: Eukaryota; Metazoa; Chordata; Actinopteri; Syngnathiformes; Syngnathidae. The record is from RefSeq and is a predicted model, not a curated record. The transcript is spliced from 6 exons.